This is a messenger RNA of Acipenser ruthenus (sterlet), 2594 nucleotides long. Its product is annotated as piggyBac transposable element-derived protein 4-like. The record is from RefSeq and is a predicted model, not a curated record. The transcript is spliced from 4 exons. The coding region runs from base 563 to 2473 and encodes 636 amino acids. Lineage: Eukaryota; Metazoa; Chordata; Actinopteri; Acipenseriformes; Acipenseridae.
ACGGGGAAACCUUCAGACUUGACCUCCAUGUGUUAAAACGGUUUGCCAUGGGCCUUGCUGCAGAAACACCCUAAACCCUGCUGGAAACACUGAUUGGCUAGCUGGCCACCCCAGAAGCUUGUGAACCAUUUCGCUGAGAAGAGCAGGCUAUGAAACUGGAUCCCUGAGUUUGCCAUGUUGGCUCCACGGCGCCAUGUUUUCCUAUGCAAUACUGACGCUACAGUGGAUCCGAAAUGGCGCCAGUUUCCCCGCUCCCUGCUGGGUAACGCGCAUGCUCUGGUGGAGUCUGUUUCCUCACAGGGUGUUUACUGUGUGCGAGUGAGAGUCGUUGUAGUUUAAUUAAACGGCAUAACUGUUUUGCUGUUUGCUUUUUUUUUUUUAACUGAAUUUAAACCAUAUUGUUUUAGUUAAAUACUAAAGAGACGAGAGUAAGGAAAGAAACGACGCCGUACGCUGACUGCAGAGAGCGAGACUCAGCUGUACAGAAUAAGACUCUAAACUCCGGGAGCUCUAUAGAAUCUAUAGGGCUGGAAAUUCGGCUCCCUGGAAGGAAGUGCCUGAGAUGGAAGCAGCUCCCUUCAGCACAGAGCGUCCUCUUCGAUGGGUUGUUUCUGCAGACAGGACUGUGGAGAUCAAGGAGGAAGUGACUGAGCUGGGGUGUGAGCCGGCCAGUGAGCAGAUCCUGCAGGAGGAAACGCCACCUUCUAGCAUCACCGAGAGAGAUGCAGGGGGUAUGGAUCCAGCAGAAGAAGAUCUUCUUGAUGAAGAGCUGAUGAUUGAAGAGACAGAAGAAUCAUCCGACGAAGAGGCGCCCCCUUCUACUUCCACUAGGGGCAGCUCAUCAAGAUCAAGAUUCCCUGCUUGUUUUUCUUAUGAUGACGCAGACCCUGCUGUGCCUGGGCAGAUUCCAUUUAGACCUCGUCGUCCCGUCGGAAUAGACCUUGGCUGCCUGGCACGUGGAUCAGUGACUAAAGAAAUGGAUUUCUUCCAGCUUUUCUUCACCAGUGCGGUCCUCUCAAAGAUCUGCGAGUACACCAAUGCAUAUGCAUGGCGCCACGUCGUUGACAAGCCAUCUUACGGUGAUGCACAUGGAUCGUGGGUCGAUGUGACGGCGGAGGAGAUGCUCAAAUUAAUUGGCCUCAUUAUAUAUAUGGGCGUAACUCCAUUGCCACGUGUGUCCAGAUACUGGAGCACAGCACCUCUACGGCACGGUCUCUGGGCACGUGCUUACAUGUGCAGGGAGCGCUUCAGGGCAUUGCUUGCAGUGUUUCAUCUCGUGCAUCCGGAUGAAGAGGACCACAGUGACGGGUUGCAGAAGUUGCGUUACCUGCUGGAUCACAUGAGGACCACAUGCCAGGCACUUUACCAGCCAAAGAGGAACCUGUCUAUUGAAGAGCGGAUGGUGAAGUCCAAGGGAAGAUCUGGGAUGAGGCAGUACAUCAAGGACAAACCAACGCGCUGGGGCUUCAAGCUGUGGGUGAUGGCCUGCUCUAACACUGGCUACACGUAUGACUUCGAUGUGUACGCUGGGAGUAAAGAGGGACGUACGUACGACUUGGCCAAAAAAGUUGUUCUUCAGUUGUCACAACCACUGGUGAACCAAGGUUACUAUCUUUGGUUUGACAAUUACUACACGUCCCCAUCUCUGCUAUCUGAACUGAGAGAACGUGGAUUUUUGGCUUGUGGGAUCUAUAAUCCCAACAGGAGACGGUUUCCAAGAUGCUUGAAGGACUACAAGACAUGGGAAAAGAAGGCGAAAUGUGGAGAUAUGAGGUGGCACCGUAUGGAAGAAGGAAACAUCCUGGCCAUGCAAUGGAAGGAUUCCCGCACUGUGACAGUCCUUUCCACAUUGCACAGGGCAACAGAUGCUGUAACAGUCCAAAGACACGUCAAGGAGAAUGGGAAAUGGACUGUCAAAGAUGUUCAACAACCACUGGCAAUACACGAUUAUAACCAGAACAUGGGAGGUGUUGACAAGUCCGACCAGCUGAUAGAGAAAUACGACGUGCAUAUCAAGCCCUUGAAGUGGUGGCAGACCUUGUUCUUCCAUUUCAUCGAUAUUGCAGUAGUGAACAGCUACAUUUUAUUUCAGGAGUGGCGAGCCCAAAAUCCACAGAAUGAAAAUCUUACAAGAAUUUCCAGAUACGCACAGCUGGAAUUCAGAGAGGAACUGGCAUGUCAGCUGGGAGGCAUUGAAAAAGACGCUGACGUGCCCCUGUAUGCCCCUUGCAUGAACCUGGACAGUCCAAAAACACCAUCUUCAUCCUUCCACGCUGACCAUAUUCCUGAACUUGCUGAACUGAGAAGGAACUGUUAUCUGUGCUACAAAAGGACAAAAAGGGAAAUGAAGUCCACUUUUUACUGCAGUGGUCCAGGGUGUGAUGGCAAACCGUUCUGCUUGAACAAAUCACGCAACUGUUUCAAAGUGUGGCACACGACAGAUGGGGACAAAUAUCGGGAUGACCCACAGUAGUGCUGUAGUGUCUGGCAGCACCUGCAUACCCUUCACUGUUUACGAGUUGAUACUUGUUCUUAACAGUUUUGCUUUCAAUAAAUAACCAGUUUUAUUUUUUUUUAUUUUUCUGGAAAAACAA